AUGGAAGUAUUAAUAAAAUUACUUGUUUUAGAUCUAUGUUGUAUAUACGGGAUCAAUGGUGCAAGUUAUAAAAUUGAUAAUAGCGUUGGAUAUGGCAGAACAUUUGAUGGUAUUGGCGCCAUUAGUGGUGGAGGGGCAACAUCUAAAUUGUUGAUUAACUACCCAACAGAGCAGAGAUCACAGAUACUAGAUUAUCUAUUUAAGCCAAAUUUUGGUGCCUCUUUACAAAUAUUCAAGGUGGAAAUAGGUGGUGAUAUACAAAGUACAGAUGGAACAGAAGCAUCUCACAUGCACAAUAGUUGGGAUGAGAAUUAUAAUCGUGGUUAUGAAUGGUGGAUGAUGAAAGAAGCUAAAAAGAGGAAUCCAGAUAUUAAACUGUAUGGAUUACCAUGGGGAUUUCCAGGAUUUUUAAAGGACGCUUACGACAGACCGUGGGGUAAUAUACAGUCAACAGCUGAUUAUAUAGUUAAAUGGGUUAAUGGAGCACAUGUGUAUCAUAAUCUCACUAUGGAUUAUAUAGGAAUUUGGAACGAAAGCCCCUACAAUAUAACUUAUAUAAAGACACUAAGGAAGUCUCUUGAUAAUGCUGGUUUUGGUAAAACUAUGAUCAUAGCCAGUGAUCAAAAUGGUUGGCAUAUAGCAGGUGAUAUGGACAAAGAUGCUGAAUUAAAAGAUGCGAUUUUUGGCCUCGGAUCCCAUUAUCCAGGUACCUACUCAACCCAGACAGCUUUCACUCUAAAUAAACCAUUGUGGGCAUCUGAAGAUUGGGGGUGUCCUGAUGAAUUGACAGGUCCAGGGUGUUUGGCCAGAACUCUGAAUCAAAAUUAUGUGAAUGGCUAUAUGACAUCUACAAUAAUUUGGAAUAUAAUAUCAAGUUAUUAUUAUGGAUUACCGUGGUAUAAUUCUGGUAUUAUGACGGCAUCUGAGCCCUGGUCUGGUCAUUAUAUUGUUCCCCAAAAUAUAUGGGUGACAGCUCAUACGACCCAAUUCACAUCUAUUGGUUGGAAAUAUUUAAAACAUGGAUAUGGUGUUGGUAAAUUAAAUGAAGGAGGUAGUUACGUUGUAUUAAUCAGUCCAGAUGAACAAGAUUUAACUAUCAUAAUAGAGACAUUGAGCCACGAUUCUUCGAUCUGCACACGCCCACCACUGGCACCUUAUAAUGUAGUUGCUGGACAAACAGCAACUUUUAAACUGGCAGGAAUCCUGAAACAAAGAUUUACGUCAUUGAAUACAUGGUAUAGUAAAAUAGGUUAUUACAAAUUUCCUUCUGUUUCAUUUGAAAACAGAGGACCUUCAACGUUAUUCUCUGAUAUCAAGAGUCCAGUUUAUGACUGA
Patella vulgata (common limpet) is the source of this 1335-nucleotide messenger RNA. RefSeq names its product galactocerebrosidase-like. The coding region runs from base 1 to 1335 and encodes 444 amino acids. Gene Ontology annotation, biological process: galactosylceramide catabolic process. Gene Ontology annotation, cellular component: lysosome. The record is from RefSeq and is a predicted model, not a curated record. NCBI's taxonomy places the organism in Eukaryota, Metazoa, Mollusca, Gastropoda, Patellidae. The transcript has 14 exons. Gene Ontology annotation, molecular function: galactosylceramidase activity.